Messenger RNA from Seriola aureovittata, 1667 nucleotides. It is a transcript of the gene wdr53, whose product is annotated as WD repeat domain 53. The transcript has 3 exons. Bases 53 to 1234 code for a protein of 393 amino acids. Gene Ontology annotation, molecular function: protein binding. The record is from RefSeq and is a predicted model, not a curated record. NCBI's taxonomy places the organism in Eukaryota, Metazoa, Chordata, Actinopteri, Carangiformes, Carangidae.
CUCAGUCGCACAUGGCAGCCUGGAGUUUUGACUGCACUCGCUAAGGGUCACCAUGGCCAGGCAGUGGUCUGAGGGCCACUCCACAUCCAUCCUGUGUGUUGGAGCUUCUCUGGGCCCUGAGAGUCUCCUCGCUUCAGGCUCUGAGGGUGGAGAGGUGACGGUUUGGAGCCAAGAAGGAACCAUCAUAGGCAGACUCACCCUUCCCGGGGAAGAGGACAGCACAAGUGUUGUGUUUUCACCUGCAGCUCCGGGCCACCUAUAUGUGUCACAUGGAGACACAGUAAGUGUACUCGACCCCAGGAACCUGAAGGGACCCAUGGAGGAGUUUCAGGGUGCAGGAGAGGAGGAGAUCAAUGCUUUAGCAUUGAAUGAGACAGGUUCAGCCCUGGCAGUGGCUGAUGACUCUGGGGCAGUGCGGGUGCUGGAGCUUCCUGGGGGAAAAGUAUGUAGGACUCUUCACAGACACACUAACAUCUGCUCCUCUGUGGCUUUCAGGCCUCACAGACCCAACAACCUGGUGUCUGCUGGACUGGAUAUGCAGGUGAUGCUGUGGGGUCUGCAGAAGACUCGCCCGCUUUGGACACUGAAUCUUCAGGAUGUAGCAGAGGAUGAAGGUGACCAUCAGCAGCGCCCUGGUCAGCUUUUCAACCCGCCACUAGCUCACUGUGUUUCUGUGGCGAGUUGUGGAAACAUUUUGGGUUGUGCAGCAGAAGACGGGCGGGUGCAUCUGAUGCGGAUUGGCACUGGUUCUAAACUGGAACAGCAGGGAGCAGUCAAAGCCCACAGUCAGGGAGCCUCACAAGCCCACUUUGUUAGUUUCCUUUCCCACCCAUACUGGCUUGUCACCGGGGGGAAUGACGGCCAGGUCGCCUUGUGGGACCUCAGUAAGCACCCAGUGGUGGCUCCAGACGCAAAAGCCAAAACCAGAGUGACAGCAGCUCCACGCAGGAAGGGCAAGGGCAAGACGAAGAGGAAAGAACAAUCCCAGGAUAAUGCAAAGACCCCACAAAAGGAUGAAGGAGAGAAGGAAGAAGCUGAAGUGGAGGGUGAAGCUGCAGCAGCAGCAGCUGUAGCUGCAGAGGACGUGACGGAGGAGAAGUCUGGACCCAAACUGAGCAUCAGUCAUGGGGACAAGGUGAACUGGCUGUGCCCUGCUGUGCUGAAAGGAGAACACUGUGUGGUAGUAGCUGAUCAGAGCUGUAGUCUGACUGUCUACCCUCUGUCUCAACUAUAGUCACUUCACUGUCUGCUCUUAAAAUCUUUUGUUUUGGUCAUAGGAGACCCUUAGUUUGACUUUCUUUACUUUUAGUUUUAUUGCAUUUUUAAAAAUUCUUCAGAGAAUACAAUCCUGUGUUUGUUUCUGUAAGGAACUGGCAGCAUAACCCAUUUUUUCAAUAAGAUUUGUUUUUGCAUGUACGGCCCCUGGACGUUUGGUCUAAACAGCAUGUCUUCUUACUGUGACAUCUGAUCUUACGUAGAUCUUUACAGCAGCAAUCAAGCCUCACAUAAAGGGAUUUCUAUGAGCUUUCACACAAUAUUUAACAAACUAAAUGUGUAAUUGUUUUUGGAGGUUUCAUUUAAUGCAGGCUUCACUAAUUGGAUUUGGCUAAGUUGGCUUUGGUUUAGUGUCUGUGUUGUCCUAUUAAAAAAAUGUCCUCUGAAAUAUA